AUGUAUGAUGAAUUAUUUGCGAAAGUUUUCGUUUCAUCAAUCAACACUGUUGAAAAUGGAAUUUCCGGUCAACCGCUGAUAGAAUGUGGAAGUGAAUUUAUCCGAUUUUCGGUCAAAACAAUAAAGCCUUUUCGAGGUAAAGUUUUCGUCAAAGGACAACAUGGAAACAAUGAUUGUAGUCGAAAUUAUAAUGGAACUGAUUUCAUCCGUAUUUCUUAUUCAGAAGAAUCAUAUUCAACAAAAGAUUUUGAUUUCAAUGCUAAGCAUGAAUAUGACAAUUCGAUAUUUACAACAGUUUCAACAACAUCUCAUCAUUGCCCGCCAUGUCCGGUAUGUCGAAAUGAUCUGAAAGAUAGCGUACAACGGGAAGCUAUGGAAAACACUGCUGAUUUACUUAUUAAACUUGGCACCUGUAAUAUUAAAUACGAUCAACAGGUGGAACCUCGUGCAAUGAUUAUAUCAUUAACAGUUGUUGUUAGCUUUCAUCAAAAUCUUCUUACCAAGCUUGAUCGAGCAUUUCAUAUUCAAUGUGAAUAUAUGGAAGGUACUAAAACGAUUGAUGCUGAUUUAAAUGUUAGUAUGCCACCAAGUAUAGAAGUGGAGUCAAAAAUUAAUUCACCACAAUGUAUUUAUACGGUUAAAAGUCCUUCCGGUAAAGUAAUCAGGAAUGCUCGAGUUGGUGAGCCUGUUGAUCAUCAAUGGAUUUGUCAGAGUCCAUUCAAAGGAGUUCAUGCAAUGCUUGUAAGGAAUUGUUAUGCAGAAUCAAAUGAUAAUUUUAAAGUUCUUGUUAUCGAUGAAAAUGGAUGUACAUUGGAUCCAUAUAUUUUACCCAAUCUACAGUAUGCAUCAGAUUUAAUGUCAGUAAAAAUACGCACAUCUGUUUUCAAAUUUCCUGAUCGUUCCGAAAUUAGUUUUCGAUGUGAUGUUCUUGUUUGUAUACGAAAUCAACAAGGUUGCAAUUUAAUUACGCCACCAAAAUGCUCUAAUCGUAAACGAAAACGUCGUGAUCUGUUCAAUGUUAGCCAAGAGAGCUUGUUUCUUCGAACACCGAGAAUUAAUAUCAUCGAUCUGGAUGAUACUAUUCAAGGAUUGGAAUCAGAGCAGUUAAUUUUAAAUCCUUCAUUAUCCGAUAAACCGUUACAAUACUGUUUAACGGUAACUCGAUUUGCAUGUUUUAUUGCAAGUACAACAUUUCUAAUUACUACUACAAUGACUAUUAUUGGUGCUUCCAUUAUUAACUCCAAAUCACAUCAUAUCAGUACGCUAUCGGCACCUGAUUUGUGA
Cercopithifilaria johnstoni is the source of this 1284-nucleotide messenger RNA. Lineage: Eukaryota; Metazoa; Nematoda; Chromadorea; Rhabditida; Onchocercidae. The record is from the annotation of a GenBank genome assembly.